Spea bombifrons (plains spadefoot toad) is the source of this 4800-nucleotide messenger RNA. It is a transcript of the gene CCDC180, whose product is annotated as coiled-coil domain containing 180. The coding region runs from base 27 to 4769 and encodes 1580 amino acids. Lineage: Eukaryota; Metazoa; Chordata; Amphibia; Anura; Pelobatidae. The transcript has 36 exons. The record is from RefSeq and is a predicted model, not a curated record.
GCGGUUCUGAAAGAAGGUGCGCCGCCAUGGCGCCGGUGGGAGAGAUAAACGUCGUUCCGAGCGGAAAGGUGUACCGACAGAUCUUUGAUGCCGAGGUUCAGCUGGUCCGAUCGCUUCACGAAGCAAGAAACCGAGUUCCGCAGUAUGGCACCUCCAUGGACAGCGGGGAGAUCUAUGUUACUGACACGGAGACGCGGCCCGUGUGGGAGGACAGCACGUCACCCGUGUGGCGCAGAGAGACAUCCCCGUGCAAGAAAAGACGUGAAAGUGAGGUCACGGCGGCCGCCAGAGAAGUGCGAGGCCUGCGCGAUAGGAUAGGUAACGAGAAGAAAGACAGCGGAAUCCUUCAGCGAAUAGCCGCCAACAGACAAGAGCGGCAUGACGCGGCCUUGUCUGAACUGCACAAAGAAUUAGCCGCCAUUAGCAAGGAAACAGAAGCCCUUGUUUUGGAAACCGGUUGGAAUCUCCAAGAACAGCUUUCCGAAUCCGAUAAAAAAAUCGACCUCUUGUUCGGGCAGACGGAAGACAGCGUGAACAGCACGGGUUUUACAUCCAAAGAUCUAGAGGAAUUUUGGGCCGAGGUUGCUGAAGAGUCACGCUGCCGAAGGCGUCGGGUCAAAGAGACCGAGAGGACGUUAUUUGAGCUGGAGGAAAAACGAGCCCGUGGUAUUGCGGACGUGUUGAAGAAAUCCACACGUCUUUUAAUAGAGAUUUACUACCUGAUGCCGUCCGAUGUCUACAGGCUGAUACAUGAAGAAGCCAUGAUGAUAAACCAGGCUAUAUUGGCAAAUCACCGGGCGGUUGCCAAACUCUCGAUCAAUCUGAUGGAGGCUGAACUGAAAAAGGAGAAUUCACAGCGUCUCCGGUGGCAAGAUAUGAGCAAGGCGUGGAAAUGUUACCAACAGGAGAAUAUCGUUGUCGAGUUCAGGGAAUAUGUAAACAAUGAAGUGAGAUUGGCCCCCAUUAGCUUGGAGAAAGAGGUGGAUGCAUGGAUUGCGUCGCUCAAGUCCCUUAAUGAGAAAAGGAUGGAGAUUCUUUCUUCAAUCAGUAACUUUGUGCCUCCAGUAUGCACCAAGACGGAAGUGAGCGAGUGGUACACAUCCAUCACAGCCCUGACCAAGCAAAUAGAGUCUUUGAACAAACAAUUUUUAGACCGAUCCAUUAACUUCCAGAAGGAAGUCUACCAAAAAUGGGUCAAGGAGUCUAAAAACAGGAGGGAUCAACUGGUGUCCCUGAAUAUCUGCAACACGGAGGAGGCUGAAAACCUUAUAUCCAGCGAACUCCGCGCACUAACGCAAGGGCUCCAGAGCAAGCACAAUACGGACCAAGAGCAGUGGGAGGCAUCUCUGAAAACAUUGGAGCGACAGACGGAUCUUCAAAUCAAAAAGUUGCUCAAGUUCUCAAAGAAAGCGGUCCACCUCUGGGACGUGUUGGAAAUCAGCCUCUCCAGAGAAAACAACAGUUUUCAGGACAAAAUGGAAAACCGUCGACAGAAGUAUGAUAGGGAGAGCCAGGAAAAGGAAGUAAAUUUGGGUAUAAUUCUGGAUACGCUGAGACAAGAGAGCACUCGAGAACGCUUGCAGAGCAUGAUGGGGAAGGCUCUGGCAUCCUUGAAAGACAUCAAAGCUGGGUACGAAAGGUUUCACAAGGACCAAAUAAAAAUGGUGAACACCUUCCCUGCGUUGGUUAUGAAGGAAUUGAUAGCCUAUAGCACCGCUGUCAGCAAAUAUUUUUGUGUCAAGGAAGUCUUUGGACAGGGUGGUCGUUCAAACAUUUGUGAACAGCAGAUCACGGGUCAAGCCAACGAGGGUGCAGGUUCUCCACCAGUUGGCGUGGCUUCUGGAAGCUUGGAAGAUAUUCCUCGGGGUGAGACGGUGUAUCACACUAAAGCUGUGGAGAAUCAGCCAGUAGAAGAAACUGACUCGAACGUAGAGGACAAGGGUUCAAAGGAAUCCCCGGAGGGAGACACAGGGAGACAAGACACUGAAGAGUUACCAACAGGGUCUGGAGAGGAGCUUCAGGAGAACCUAGAAGGAAAUUCAAUUCAACCAAAUGGGGAGCAGCUUUUUCAGGAUUCUGAAAGUCCAGGAAAGCCAACUGAGGCUAUACCACCAAUAAGUGACGGACCUGCAGCUCAGGACGCGGCAGAGAUCUUCACUACAUCCAGCGGAAACACCUACACUGUUCUUCGCUCAGAGCAAAAUGAUGACGUUGAACACAAGGUCUCCUUCGAUGAACAGGCUGGGAUUACAGAAGCAUUUAUGACUGAAGCAAUGAUAGAGGAUUAUAUCCCCUCGAACCUGGAAGUAAUGGCUAUACCGGAGAACUUCUUUACAGAACUGAAGGAAAAAAUCCGGCUUGGCUUCUUCGAGCACCUCGAACGCUGGCUGGAUGAAUCCGUUUCCAGGUCCCACAGUGUUGUAGUGACAAUGAAGGAAAAGUUGGAAUCCGAGCUGAAAGUGUUCUAUCAGAUACACGAACCGAGAAGCAAGCGUAUAGAGAUGGAUAUCCAUAACGUGCGUGCCGCCGAGCUUCUCCUGCACGAUGAACGCGUUGACCUCCACUGCGAUGGGGUGACCCAGUCUCUCAACCAGCUGAAAAACCGAUGCUCUCUGCUCAUAGAGGACAUUAAACGAAAGACCACGGAGUUCUGCAACGAGAUAAGCGGCAUGGAAACUGUAUUCCUCAACUCCAACAAGUCCAACAAGCUUGUUGCGCUGAACAAUUCUCUUCCCUCCAUGUUGGACCGGCAUGUAACCGAAAUCAAGACUACCAUACGAAACUAUCGGCAACGCGUCGAAGAAUCCCUCGGGACUCUGCGUGACACUAAUUCGGAUUUUAUCAACUCCUUUCGAUUAUUCUCGGAAGGCGGUAACUUUUCUCCCGAUGAAAUUGAAAUCCUCCGUAAUAAAAUCCACAAAGCCUCAGCCACCAUUGCAUCGUUUGAAGGGUCCAUUAUAUUAGACCUGGAGGGGCUUGAAUCUGUAUGUUUACAACAGGCAACGGACGUCGUCAAAAGAUUCGAAGACAAGUUUCUCUCUUUAACUACAGACAUGAUUUUUCUAGAAAACAUCCAGAGAGUGCUGACUAACCUUCAAGUGAAAAUUAAAGUGCUGGUUACAGACAGCAAUUCUCAAUCUCAGCGGAUUAACACCUACCUGGACCAGCUCCGGAAGAAGACAGAUGCCUGCGCCCAUCCUAAUAUCGAUAAAGAAGGAGUGACCAGUGAUCAGCUGUACGCCUUUUCCAAAACUAUAAUGUCAGAACUGGCCAAGAGAAGCUUUUUUCUGUCGUGCCUUGUGGAACCCAGGCCGGUUCUUUCUGAAACUCCUUUGCAAGGACCUAUAGCAGCAGCAGCGUCUCGCUUGGAGGUCCCGCUGCGUCAGGAAAGCAGGGUCGCUUUGGAGACCCCGGAUAACCUUCUAAAUCCAAGCAGAAUCGGGAAGCUGGCUGUGGAUGACGCUGUAGUGAACGUGAUCAAGAACAUCAUGAAAUCACAGAAAACAGUAGGGGAUUCACAACACGGCCCGGACAAUGUAAGCAGCAAUCAGCCUGAAGAAGGAGUUCAGCGGCCGAAUCCUCCCAUUAUACCCCAUCCACCAUCCCGACCCACUAGUGAUGCCUUAAGUAAAAGGAAAGCCGGGAAAAAACACAUGAAAACCAGCACUCCAAAACAUCCACCAAUCAACAUUCGAAAACUUGUAAAACCUACCAGAUUUGACGAGAAAUACCAAGUGUUCGGGGAGAAGAAAGAGGAAUCUGAAAAUUUUAAAGGGAUGGUGACUGCGAUUCUCUGGGAGGGCAACGACGCGCUGCUGUAUACGGCGGAGGAGUUCUAUAAAAAGAAAGAUAAGCGUACCGCCAGCCGCCCCGACCUCCUACAGAAGACGUUUGAAGAGUGUGCGGACAUGGUGGUCUUAAAGCUUCAAUCAUACGAGAAGCAAGCCCAGGAGUAUCAUAACAACUGCUUAAUGGAGUUCAGGGAGCAGCUGGAACGGUUUGAGAAACUCUUAAGUGAAGUCCCCUCGUUGGUCAUAGAGGAUCUACGGAGACAGCAUCUGCACAAUCUACAAACCAUCACUGACCAGAUCCGACAACUCUUCAGAAAGGACUUCGACAGAUGGGACCUUCUGAAGGAGAAGAGAAAGAACUUGCUGAGGCCAAGUCUGGGACAUCCCGAAAACAGCGAGAUUCUGGAGGACUUGUGCCGACAAGAAGAGCUGAGGCAAGAAGAAGAGACUCGAGGGAUUGAGGACAGAGCCAAAAAUUUACACGACUGUGCUUUGGAGUGCAGAGAAAGCUUUAUCGCAUCACUGGCUUCACUGACGGAGACAAUGUUACUAGAGUUUGAUGAAGCACUUACGGUGGACGAUGUCGUUCAAGCCAAGACCAAGACGCCAAAGGAGAAAUUAUCCACGUUGAUCCGACUCAAGCAGGCAGGACUUCCCUUGGAAAACGCGGAAUACCAACCACUGAUUGAGCGUGGCAGCAGGGUCUGGCCAGGAAUUCUGCACGUCAAGUCCUCAGACGCAAAGCAUGAAGACACCUCAGGUUUCCAGUCAACGGCCACAGUGACCACCGCUAAGACAACUCUCAGCCACCUGUCCACAGUGGAGUCUCGGGAUUCUGCUUACAAGAAAUUUAUCCAGGACACAGAAACUGAGCUGGCUAAAAUUAAGGAGGAGAAGGAACAGCAGUUCUGUGAAGCUCAGCGCUGGAGGGAAUGGUGGAGACAAUCCAUUCAGAAAAUAAAAGAAUUGUACCUGUGAACGCCGCCUUACAAACUAUGUUUUAUUAUUC